UUUUUUUCUUUAAAUCUGCAGGUUGCAAUAAAAAUAAUAGACAAAACAAGGUUAGACCCAAGCAAUCUGGAGAAGAUUUAUAGAGAAGUUCAGAUAAUGAAGCUUUUGAAUCAUCCCCACAUUAUCAAGCUGUAUCAGGUUAUGGAGACAAAGGAUAUGCUUUACAUUGUUACUGAGUUCGCAAAGAAUGGAGAGAUGUUUGAUCAUCUGACCUCCAAUGGGCACUUGAGUGAAAGCGAAGCGCGGAAGAAGUUCUGGCAGAUUCUUUCAGCGGUGGAAUACUGUCACAGCCACCACAUAGUGCACAGGGAUCUCAAAACGGAGAACCUCCUGCUGGAUGCCAACAUGAAUAUCAAGUUAGCAGACUUUGGCUUUGGAAACUUUUACAAGUCAGGAGAACCCCUCUCCACUUGGUGUGGAAGCCCACCCUAUGCAGCUCCAGAAGUUUUCGAAGGCAAAGAAUAUGAAGGUCCUCACCUUGAUAUAUGGAGCCUUGGGGUGGUGCUCUAUGUCCUCGUCUGUGGUUCUCUGCCUUUCGAUGGACCCAAUUUACCAACUCUGAGGCAAAGAGUGCUGGAGGGGCGGUUCCGCAUCCCUUACUUCAUGUCCGAAGACUGUGAAACACUAAUCCGACGGAUGUUGGUUGUGGACCCAACCAAGCGAAUAACCAUUUCCCAGAUAAAGCAGCACAAGUGGAUGCAAGCUGACCCGUCCCUUCAGCAGCAGCAGUCUUUGUCCUUCUCCAUGCAAAACUACAACUCCAACCUGGGUGACUACAAUGAGCAGGUCCUUGGAAUCAUGCAGACUCUUGGCAUCGACAGGCAGAGAACCGUUGAGUCUCUGCAAAACAGCAGCUACAACCAUUUUGCUGCAAUUUAUUACCUGCUCUUGGAGCGCCUCAAGGAGUAUCGAAGCAGCCAGCUGUCGAGUCGUCCAGCAACUGGCCGUCAGCAGAGGCCGAGGAGCUCCGAGAUCAGCAAUGUUGAGAUGCCUCAGGACAGUCUCACAAGUGAAACCCUGCGAUCAUCUCUGCUUUACCAGCAACCUCAGAGCCUGAUUCAGCCAUCCUUGCAGGCAGAAAUGGACUGUGACAUGAGCAACCCAUUACAGCCUAUGUUCUUUCCUGUGGAUCCCAACUUCAACGGGCUCUUCCGGAACCGCUCCAUCUCCCCCAACAGCCUGCUGGAGACCACCAUUAGUGAAGAAGUAAGGCAAGAGAAGGAGCUGGAAGAUGAAAUUAAGGCGUAUGACCACCCCAUCCGCAUCCCUAGCAACACCAGCCGGAGGCACACGCUGGCUGAAGUGACCACUCAUUUCUAUCAGCAUGCCCCUCCAUGUAUAGUCAUUUCCUCUUCUGCAAGCCCCACGGAGGGAACUAGUUCAGACAGCUGCCUUACUUCAUCUUCAAAUGACAGCUCAGUGGCCCUGAGCAGCUGUUUGGCAGGUCAGGUAAUGACGGGGAGCCCAGCCACAGCUAGGAUGACAUCACCCUUCCUAGCUUCCCAGUCUGACGCUCCAGUGUUACAAGCCCAGGGCUGCAUGGGAGGUGCUUCUCUCCUGCCUGUCAGCUUCCAAGAAGGAAGGCGAGCAUCUGAUACCUCAUUAACUCAAGGCUUGAAGGCUUUUAGGCAGCAGCUGCGGAAGAACGCUCGAGCCAAGGGGUUUCUCGGCUUGAAUAAAAUCAAAGGCUUUGCUCGGCAGGUGUGUCAGUCCUCCUCAUCUCGGGCAGCAAGGAGUGCCAUGAGCCCUUUCCAGCACACGCAGCCCAACACCUGCGUGUACAGCAGCGGUGGGAGCAGCAGGGAAGGCAGAAGCCUGCUGGAGGAGGUGCUCCAGCAGCAGAGAAUGCUCCAGCUCCAGCAUCACCAGCUACUCCAGACAGCUUGUCCCCAGACUUCUCAGACGUCUGCAACACAUGGCGCUCCCCCCUCUGAUAGCGUAGGUACCUGCAAAGCAUCCAAUUCUCUUCUGCUGUCAGAGCUGCAACGAGAGAACUCCUUUGAGCUGGCCUUUGCUGGCAACAGCCAACUGCUCCAACCUCAUUUCUUUGGCAUCAGCGUGUCACCGGUGUCUUCGGCGGCUCAACUUCUAGCCACGCACCUGUACAUCAGCGGCAGCGUCUCUCCGGCGGGCACCACCUUCCCGCAGCCGCUGGGUUUCUCUGCGCAGUCUCCAAGCUAUGACGCCGUCGCUCUGCAGCACGGGGACUGUGAGAUGGAGGACCUGACUUCCAACCAGCUAGGGAAGUUCGUCCUGGUGAAAUAAGAGCGCCGGCUGCCGUGGCUUGCGCUGCUCUCGUCGUGAAGAACUUUCACCGCUGUUCCGUGGCGUGUGUGGGUCCGUGGCCGGCUGGUGUCGCGUGGACGAGUGACUCCCAGAAGCAAUAAAUUUCGAAGUAUGUGAAGAGGCUGCCUGGCUCGGAAACCUAGCGACUUUGUAGAACUGAAACAAGCAAUAUGUAUGUCUUUUUUGCUUCUACUAUUCUUGCACUGAACAAAUACGAAUAGAAACUGAAUUUUUUUAAAGGAAAAAUAAUGAUGGGGAAGAUGGGUGGGGCAUUUGAGGGGGCAGGGAGGGAUGUGGUUGGGGAAGAACUCUUCGGUACUGUACUCAAGUCAGACCAAUACAGCUCCGCUGUUAUGCAAGGUUAGCAGCCGUCAGUCAUGGUGACACAGCAGGGAGAGGCCUUUCAAAGAAGGGACCAGAGCCUCCCUUUUUCACAAUAUUCAUUUAUGGGUUUGUGAAGAUGAUUACCUCUUUUAAAGAAAAUAAACAAAACCAGUGGCAUGCAGCAUUAUGUAUUCAUAGAAGACAAAAAUGGAAGCAUUGCCAUUUGUUGGUUUGUUGGGGUGGGUUUUUUUUUCUCCCCCCUCCUGUUAACACCCGUUUUAUUUAAAGGAACCAACAUCCCCAUUCUGCACCUCCUAGAUACGUAUAUUUUAAAUGAAAACUGUGAAAUUCCGGCUUGAUACAUCAGCUGGAAAAGCUUAACACACACACACACACCCCUGCCCCCUUCUAAUGAGCACAGAAGCAAGUCACCUAUAGAAAACGUAUCCCUUGAUACCGGGCUCUAAUUGCACGAUGCCUGGUCUUCUACAGGGAUGCUUGUUUGGGGGCAGGCGGGUCACCGAUUUGGUCGGUCUGAAUGACCUUUAGGAAUCCGUUGGGUUUCUUUUAAAAACGCUGAGUUUUUUCACGUUCUUGCAGAGGCACUGAGGAGGGAAGCGUUGGUCCAGGUGGGGUGAUGGGAAGGGUUUUCUGCUUUUUUUUUUUAAAAAGCCCUCUGGGAGGUUGCCUGCGAAGUUGCCUGAGGGGUGUUUCUUAGGUCUGCACAUUGUUAUUUCCGCUGCUAAUUACAUUUAUAUGCAUUUCAUUAUCAGGGUCCAAACAGAACUGACUCUUGGGGAAAUGUGCAAUAUUGAGGUUAUAAUUAUAUACUGACAGAAGACAAAAGGAAUAGGCUAGGGCAGAAUUCUACUCUAACGGAGUACAGCUAUUUCUGAACAAAACUGUAUUAAAAGCGAGUAAAACAGCACAAUCUUUGGGUGUUUGUUUUCGGUUGGUUUGGUUUUUUGGCAUAUUAGCAAAAUGAGGUUUUGGAUUAGAUAGGUGUUUUUUCGUAUGGUUUUUAAUACUGUAUAUGUAUAUAGAUAGGAAGCAGAAAACUAUGUAACACUAGUUGUUUUUUGUUUUUUGUAAUAGGCUUAUAUUGUGUUUCUGGUAUAAACCCCGCUCCCCUCCCAAGGCGGAGCACGACUCCUGCUGGUAUCAGCAGCAGUUGUGCUGGGGAGCGAAGGGGAGGACAGACCGCGCUCCUACGGACGGCCGUGAGUAGGGUAGGGCGCGCAGACUUUGGGAGCAGGUGAGCAGACAGCGAGCCGGCUUGGCUGGAAGCUGCCAUCCGAACGUCAGGAAGUAGCUGCAUUCUGUCGAAGCGCUUCAAGGGGCCCAUCUCCCUCGUGUGACACAGGGUGCCUUCACGUUACCUUGGCUUCGUGCAACCUGCAGUAUUACGCAUUUGCAAAUAAUAUAGAUACCCCUUUUUUUUCGUUUGUUUGGGUUUUUUUUAAAUAAGAAAAAAGCCAAAGAUCGAGCAGGUUAAUUGGUGGGAGUAGGGUCAAAGAUGUCACGUGGCUCUGCCUGUGGCCCUCCGUGAACGACCUCUUUAUCCGUGUGUUGUCCUGUGUGUCUGUGUCGGUGUGUCUCCAGCUUGCCACUGCUGCUACAUGGUCUGGGAGCUUCCAAGUGAGAGAAAAUUGCUUGGGUUGAAUUUCUGUUAACGAGUGGUGCCUUGCAGCAGAGAAAACACCAAAGUCUCAUGCUCACUUUAAGUGGUUUAAAAAAAAAAUAAAAAAAGAAACUUAAACAAAAAAAAACCCCAAACAACCCAAAGACGGGUUGCCUGGAGAGGAGGGCAAGAAGCAGCCAGCUCAUCACAAAGCAGCAACUUUGCCUUCAGUUUUGUAAGGGGUGGCACACGUACUUAAAACACAGUUUUCUCUUCAAUAUUCGUUUGGUUUAACGCCAUGGAUCAAAAGGCCACAGAUUCUUCUGUUUCCUGUCCUGAGCAAUGACGAGCACUUUACUUUCAUAGUAUUUUCUGUUUGUUUGUUUGUUUGUUUGUUUUCCGAUUGCUGUAGAACCUCUUUGGAAUUAUUGCUGGAGCAGAAAGAGGUCAUUUUAAUAUGUUUGGGUUUUUUUUGUAGAUAUCUCGACAGUGCUGUUCUGCAGACUGCAAUGCAAUAGGGUAUUUAAGGACACUAUGUGAUUGGUUUAAUUGAGAUGUAUAGUUUAUUUUUUAUCAUGACUGAACAAUCAUUUUAUUUCUUAUGUUAAAACGAGAGGUGUACACCGAAAUGAUUAGUUGAUGUGUUUUAUUUAAUAUUUAAAUAAAAAAUGUUUUAAAA
Eurypyga helias (sunbittern) is the source of this 4910-nucleotide messenger RNA. RefSeq names its product serine/threonine-protein kinase SIK2. Gene Ontology annotation, biological process: intracellular signal transduction; microtubule cytoskeleton organization; protein phosphorylation. Gene Ontology annotation, cellular component: cytoplasm. The transcript is spliced from 12 exons. Gene Ontology annotation, molecular function: ATP binding; protein serine/threonine kinase activity; tau-protein kinase activity. The record is from RefSeq and is a predicted model, not a curated record. The annotation marks the transcript as partial. Lineage: Eukaryota; Metazoa; Chordata; Aves; Eurypygiformes; Eurypygidae.